CAGAGCAGAGACGGAGACGCGAGUUCACGUCAACAUCAGCGGCUACGAGCAGGAGAGCAUGGAGCUAUCACUGAUGGCAGCCCAGCAUUUGCAAGCGGUCAGUGGGGCCUUCAUGGAUUCUCCUUACAACGGCAACGCGUCUCUUCAGACGUCCACAUCCAACCUCAACACCAGCUUCUCCAGACCGGCGGAGCAGGACGAGGAGGGCAAGUUCUCCAGCGACGCCAUCUGGCUGUGGGUGGCUGUCAUUGCAACCAUCGGCAACAUUGUGGUGGUAGCGGUGGUGUGCGCCUGUGCCUUUUAGACCCCGUAGUCUGCAAGAACACCGCCUGAACUCCUGACCCCUCACCCACCUGCACUUAGCACACUUUGUAGUAUGCAAGCGACACCCUCCUUCCUCCGUCCUUCAAAAACGGCCCCUGUGAGUGCAUUUAAAGGCAGUCUAUCGAUUCCUGUUUUAUUAGCACUUUAUCUGUUAAAUAACAGCUCAGUUUAUUUGGUUUGCUUGGUUAUAUAAGUCAGCAUUACACAACAUCUGUCAACUGAUGAUUAACACGAUCGACCAAAUCUAUGGGACACGUGUGCGUGUUUGUGUGAGUCGGUUCUCGCUAAAUCAGACAGAUGGUGGUUGUCUGACGGUCGACGCAUUUAGCAUGAUUUAACUCGGCUUCUGGUCAUUCUGCCCAGUUCUCUCCGCUUCUGCCUUUUCUGGUGGAGUCCACAUAGUUUUUGUCUAUUUAGCGGCGAUAUAGCACCAACACGUGAUGCAUGACGACAUAUAUUAGCUGCAAGUGUGAGAAUGUGUCCAAAAUAGUGCAUUUAACUGAGAGAAAUGACCGAUGCACUGACCAUGAGGUUUUAAGUGUGCAGCUCAGGAUUUUCUCUAAACCCACACUGAAAAAUAAAUUCCCUAAAAUUUACGGUAAAAAACUAGCAGCUGUGGUUGACGAAAUUCUACGGUAAAAAAAUGCGGUAACACCGUUUUUGGUUUUACGUUCAAUUUACAGUUAAAUAUCAUCAUUUUAUUAAUUGAUAUAAUGUUAAUAUACCGACCUAUUAAAGUAGUGAAGUCUGAACCAAAGCCCAGCACAAGCAGCUUUUAAAUAAUAACAUAUACAGAAGGAGUUACUAAGCACCAUCACGGUGAGCCUCAUUAAAACUGAAACAUGCAAUAAACAUUAAUUUAACAACAUUAGAUAUAACAUACAAUCCAAAUAAACAUGACUUUUAAGAAAACUAAAAAGAAACAUAGUGAAUUUAAAAAAAAAAAACAUCAAAUUGAAAUAAAAUUUGAAAUGCAGUGCAGGGAAUUCUGAGAAUGUGAAUUCCGGGUUUUCCCUGUAACUUUUACGGGAAUUUACCGUUAACUAUUUAACAAGUUUUUGCUGUGGCAUUUUCACAGGUUUUGCAGGAAAUGAAAAAGAUGUUGGCCUCACUGGACGCAGGGUCUAAAUUUGUUCAAAUUAAUGAAAUAAUUAGGAUCGUAAACUAAAAAUAUCACAGUGGCAUGCAUAGAAUACCCCAGUAAUUACGCUAAAAUAUAUAAAAAUAUAUUCGGUUUACAAAAUAUUCAUAAAACGAACAAGAACAAAGAAAAUCUUCAUUAUUAUACAUCAUUUUUGUAGCGCACAUAGGCUGAUAGUUUUCUUUUAUCCAUUCUAAAAGCAUUCUUUUUUCAAUUCCAUCUACUCAUUUUCUUAUUCAUUCACUUAUCAGUUUUUGUGCUGCUUUAGUAAAUCAUAAUACUAACCAAUUACCGGUUCAGAAGCCCACGCUCUCCCUUAUAGCUGGGUGUGUUUAACACAGUCUCUUGUGUUGUUAAAAGAAACAUCAUUGUGAUAAUAUUAGUGCUUGAAUCUCCCCGAAUACCUUCUUCUGUGGGUUACAGACAUGCCAGCUCAUUAAUUCAAUCAAAGCUCGUUUUUCAAAGCCCAAAAGUCUUUUAUUUUUGUACUGUUGACGGUCCACAGAGUUACUAACGGUCCGCCGGAUCUCUGAACCGAGACGUGACCUCAGUUCCUGUGCAGUUAACCAGAGCGUGCAGGAGAGCUUCAGGUUCAGAGGUUAAAACACUUUCAGCAUGCGGUCGCUCUUUAUUAUUAAAACGCGGGUGAACUCGUGGGUUUCGGUUCAGGGUUGAUGUUGUGUGAACUCUGACAGCAUAAACCCUCUUGCACGAUGUUGCCUCAGGGUCUCGGCAAACACACAGAUGAAUAUAGAAUGGGAAUAAUAUUUAAUAAUGAUGUGAUGAGAUUAAGUAAACCGGUGAAAAAAAAAAAAAAAGAAAGCUGUUUCUCAGCCUCUAUAUGAAGGAUGCGCGUUUUUCGUGCUACAGAAAACGGAAAAAGAUCAUGAAUAAUGUCUGUUAGUGAAUGUUUUUAUUUAUGAAUAACAAUACAUGUUACAUUAUGGAAUGGAUAUGGAUGAAAAGAAUGCUCUUUUAUCGUAAUAUGUGAGCAUAUACAGUACAAUAUAUAAACCGUUCAGAUGCAAAAGCGUCAUCUGAAUUUUUAGUAUGUUUAUCAGGCUCCUGUGUGCAGGUUCAGUCAUUUGAAAAAGAACCUAUUUAUUGCCAUGAAAGCUUAAAUGACUGAACCUACGCACAAAGCGCUCAUUUUAAAUGAAGAUUUCAAAUGCAAAAUAUAUUUAACCCCAAAAUAUUUUGGGUUAAGGAAUUAAAGGCUGUCUCUAAAUGUCAGAUUUAGUUGCUCGCGAUCUCCUUCAGGAGUUUGGCAGCGGGGCUGUGCUGUUUUUCUGGCCGUGGUUUGAUCUCAGAAAUGUGGCACAGCCCGGUUUAACUCGGUUUGUGUGCUUGGCUCCGGAGUCAGUGGAGACAUAGGUGCCCAUCACACACUCAUCAACACCACGACGUGCCUUAAAGUGCAUACAGCCGAGCCGGAGGGGAAAGAUCCGUCUCGUCUGGAGAUUGAAAAAGAUGCAUGUUUCGGCCUGAAGGACGUUCGCGUUAAAGCGUAUUUUCUGGAGAAUGAAACGCUUUAAGACGCUUCGUUUGCCUCAGAAGACACAGAAGUGGACGGCCUUCGAAUGACUUUGAUUGGCAAGCACUGGAGAAAUCAUGACCUUAAACCUUUAAUGCGCUCUGCGUGUCUGCAGAUGUUAGGAGUAGAAUGAAUCUGUGUUUUUUUCCCUCGUAUUUCGCAGCUGAAUCACAAAAUGCGUUCCGUAGUUUGGUCACGUGUGGGAAAAACAUUUUUAAUGUUUAAAUAUUUAAAUGAUAAAAAUGAUCAUAUGCAUCUAAUUGUGGACAGUGGUUGAUGCAUUAAAAACAAGUGCGUAGUUGAUGAAAUGUGUAAAUGUAUUGUAUAUAAAUGGAGGAAAUGCACUUUAUUCUCAAUAUAGCGUACGUAUGCGUGCGUGCAUAUGAAGGGAUAUGAAUGAAGCGAUCUGUAAUUUAUGAGCGAGUAUCACGGGACGCUCACCUGACUCCAGCACAAUACACCGCUGCUAAAAACUCCAAGCAGUUAAUCUUCACACGUUCUACCGCUCGACGUAUCAAAUGAAACCGUGGAAACAUGUGCAUAUUCUUCUAUUGCUUAAAAAAUAGCAGCCUAAACCGCACAGGAUGGCAUCGAUGUAACCGUUUGGAUCAUAUAAAAACAACGUGUCAGAAUGUGUCUCAUUCAUCUCUUCACAAAACAUUAAAGAUAUCACUCCUGUGA
Puntigrus tetrazona (Sumatra barb) is the source of this 3680-nucleotide messenger RNA. RefSeq lists its product as uncharacterized. The transcript is spliced from 3 exons. Bases 59 to 304 code for a protein of 81 amino acids. NCBI's taxonomy places the organism in Eukaryota, Metazoa, Chordata, Actinopteri, Cypriniformes, Cyprinidae. The record is from RefSeq and is a predicted model, not a curated record.